Peronospora farinosa is the source of this 921-nucleotide messenger RNA. NCBI's taxonomy places the organism in Eukaryota, Oomycota, Peronosporomycetes, Peronosporales, Peronosporaceae. The record is from the annotation of a GenBank genome assembly.
AUGGAUCUCUCGAGUCUUCGGGUCAAGGAGCUGACGGAGAUCUGCCGCAGCUUUGGCAUUCGCACAAGUGGCCGCAAGGCAGAAUUGGUAGAACGGAUAAAGGCCAAUGCCACUUACCAAGCGGACGUGACGGCGCUGGCCAAGAUGGGCAUUAACAACGAGCAGCAAAAGAGUCAUAAUGGCACUAAAAGAAGCUUAAGCUACACUUAUACAGACAGCAACAAAAAGCAGAAAAACGGACAGGAGGACAAUGUUGCAAUCGACGCAGUAUUUGAGCGGUUCUUAGAUCCAGACGCGGAAGAGGCAUCAAUCACGGACGAUGGGAUUCUAGCAUUUUGUGAUGCAGUGGGAAUCGAUGCUCAGGACCCGGUGAUGUUGGCUCUAAGCUGUGCAAUGGAAGCUGAAACCAUGGGGGUGUAUACACGCACCGAGUUUCGACGCGGAAUGCACAAGUUGCAUUGUUACUCGAUUGAAGAUUUACGUGGUAAACUUCCGACUUUACGUAAUCAGAUGCGUGAUCGCACCCAGUUCUCUACUAUUUAUUCGUUUACAUUUGGGUUUUCAAAAGAUUCUGCUCAGAAGAGUUUAGCGCUAGAGCUGGCUGUAGGACUUUGGGAACUUUUGCUUCCCGGGCAUUUCCACUGGCACCACCAUUGGAUGCAGUACGUUCGAGGAAAUUCGCGCGGUGUCGUAUCGAAAGACCUGUGGCUUCAGGUGCUGGACUUUGGCCUCCAAAUUAAACCGGACUUAAGCAACUUCGAUGAGAAUGGAGCAUGGCCCGUGCUUCUGGACGAUUUCGCAGCGCACAUGCGGGAACUCAUUACCAAGAAGGGACUUCUAGUCGUACAACAGGAAGAGGAUACCAUGUUUACAGAAACUGAUAAAACUGACGACACCGAGAGCAUGGUUGUGGAUGAAUAG